This is a messenger RNA of Drosophila nasuta, 1919 nucleotides long. Its product is annotated as trypsin-1. The record is from RefSeq and is a predicted model, not a curated record. Gene Ontology annotation, molecular function: serine-type endopeptidase activity. Gene Ontology annotation, biological process: proteolysis. NCBI's taxonomy places the organism in Eukaryota, Metazoa, Arthropoda, Insecta, Diptera, Drosophilidae. The transcript has 3 exons. Bases 848 to 1795 code for a protein of 315 amino acids.
CAAAAGCGACGACAUUCCGGGGCCAGAAAAUAUGAUCAGCCUGCGGGCACAGAGAGGACAGCCAAGUAAAAUAUGCCAAAAAAAAAAAAAGGAGAAUACUGUGAGGAGGCUGAGCAGCAACUGAAUGUAAGUUAAAGUCUUGUAAAUUAUGCGCAACAGCGUGAAAGCGGGCGUUUGGCUGUGUGGUUAAUGAUGAUACCGGAUAACUGGCACUUAAAGGAUAUUUAUGCUGCAAGUGCUGCAGUAUUUAUGCUCAAUCCACAAUCGAGACUCAGUCAGAGAGACACUCGUGAAAUUGCCAACUCAGCGCAGCGCAUCGCAUGAAUUUGACUCGAGUUGAGUUGCGGAAUUUGCAGUUUAUUUUUGGCCAGAGCUGGGUCAGAGGCGGCUCAACUCGAAGUCGACGUCGACGUCGAAGAUCGUUAUGACGAUGAGUCUGCCUAAGCCUCUCGAGAGCAAGGGCAUUAAAAGUCCAUUAAGCAGCGCUCCGCUUGCGGAGGCGGCUUCAAGUUUUGCUCCACUUUUCUCAAGCAACGAAUUAAGAGCCAAAAGUUUAUUUGUUUUUUUUUGCUGUUGUUCUGACUGCUGCUGAUUAUUGUUGAUUUCUGUUGUUGUUGAGGCAGCGUUUUAAAGUGUUAUGCAAAUAAACCUGAAAGCAAACAAAGAAAGCGGAGAAAGAAAGAAAGAAAAGAAAUGAAAUGAAGCAAAUCGCAAAACUCCAAUAAAACAUUCAUAUUUUUGGCAACAACAACAUUCACAUUCGCUGUGGCGGUAUAAGUAGCUGGCGCUGUGCAAACAUCAGCGUCACUUUCCACCCCGACUCCGGACAACUCCAGACAACACCAAGAUGCGUUCCCAACUAGCGCUGCUGCUGCUCGGCUGCAGCCUGGCGCUGGCUCAAUACAACUACGAUGCGCCCAAGGAUCAGCUGAGGACUGUGAAUGAACGCUUCGAGGAUGUCGUCGAUCUUGUGGCUCACCAGAACGAACUCAACGAGGGCAGAGCGCGUAAAGGAGCUCGCAAUCAAUGCACCACCAAAGCCAACUGCUUCUGCGGCUUGCCCAAUGUCAAUCGCAUAGUGGGAGGCCAGCAGGUGCGCACCAACAAGUAUCCUUGGACCGCUCAGUUGGUGAAGGGUCGCUACUAUCCGCGUCUCUUCUGCGGCGGUUCGCUGAUCAACGAUCGCUACGUUCUGACUGCUGCUCAUUGUGUGCACGGCAACAGGGAUCAGAUCAGCAUUCGCCUGCUGCAGCUGGACAGAUCCUCGCAGGAUCCUGGCAUUGUGCGCAAGGUGAUCAAGACCACAGUCCAUCCCAACUACGAUCCACAACGCAUUGUCAACGAUGUGGCGCUGCUCAAGCUCGACUCUGUUGUACCUUUGGGUGCCAACAUGCGUCCCGUUUGUCUGCCCGAUGUUAACCACAACUUUGAUGGCAAGACGGCCACCGUUGCGGGCUGGGGUCUGAUCAAGGAGGGCGGCACCACCAGCAACUAUCUGCAGGAGGUCGAAGUGCCCAUCAUCACGAACCAACAGUGCAGGACGACGCGCUACAAGGAGAAGAUCUCCGAAGUCAUGCUCUGCGCUGGCCUGGUCAAGUCCGGUGGCAAGGAUGCCUGCCAGGGCGACAGUGGCGGUCCUCUAAUUGUCAACGAGGGUCGCUACAAACUCGCUGGUGUGGUGUCCUUUGGCUACGGCUGUGCUCAGGCCAAUGCGCCUGGUGUCUAUGCCAGAGUGAGCAAGUUCAUCGACUGGAUCAAGAAGAACUCUGCCGAUGGCUGCUAUUGCCAGAGCUAGAGUUGAAUACGGAAUACCGAAUACGAUAGUUUCACUUGCAUUAAUCCCAUUCUAAAUUAUUCUAAAUUAUUCAACAUGCUGCUCAUCCAAUAAAUAAUUCACCAUAAAAUAUUAUUUAAUUUCG